AUGCAGCCUGCUCUCGGAGCCCUCGGCCACACCUGGACUGCCAUGCGAGCCAUGGAGUUCAUCUCUCUGAUCACGAUCAUUGGACUGACUGCCAACUUCAUUGGUGAGAUGGUCAACGCUGAUUAUGCGGCGCCUUCUGCCUUGAUUGGAACACUGGUUGUUGCCUGCAUCUCGACCCUUUACAUUGCCAUUUCUUACAUCCUCUACUGGGAUGGCAUGCUUCCUCUCCUCCUCUCGACUGGUGCCGAUAUCAUGCUUCUCGUUGCAUGCAUCGUGGUCGCAUGCACUGUCGGCAAGCCCGUCAGCUACCUCUCGUGCCCCAAGUUUCCCUCGGACGGCAACACGGCCAACUUUGUCAACUCCCUCUUCCACAACGUAUACCACUCCCGUGGCAACACUUUCGCCUGGGUCGACCCUGAUAAGGCUUCGUGCUACCAGAUCAAGUCCAUCUGGGGCCUUAGCAUUGCCCUCUGCGUGCUGUUUGCCUUCUCCGCCAUCACCUCCGGAUGCCUCUGGAAGCGAACAAAGGGUGCCUCCCGCCCUGCUCCCAAGGAUAUCGAGGGUUGA
Molecule: messenger RNA, 567 nt
Organism: Fusarium proliferatum ET1
Lineage: Eukaryota; Fungi; Ascomycota; Sordariomycetes; Hypocreales; Nectriaceae
Exons: 2
Coding region: 1-567 (188 amino acids)
Source: RefSeq, a predicted model, not a curated record